AUGUUUAGAUUUCUGAUUUCAAAAGUUAUUGGAAAAGAGAAGACUACUACAUUUUUUAUCAAAAAUACUAUAUCUAUAAGAUCACUUCUUAGGUGGAAAAGAAUUAGAGCAAGUCUUGAUUUUUUGAUUUAAGAAAAAUAAAUUUCUCUAAAUUUAAAAAGUAAAAAAAGUACAAUAGAAAAAAGUAGGUAUGAGAAAAAGUCAACCAAUUUAAAAACCUAGAAUCAUCGAAAUUCAGAGGGUUUUUCUCAAAAUUCAACAUUGUCUCCAAUCAAAUAGAAUAAAUAGUUCUUUAAUCAAAAUAAUAAAUAAGAUAAAUAACUAUUAUUUAACAAUUCUUAAAUAACACCGAAUAAAACAAUAGAUUUAUCUAAUGUAAUAAAUGUGAAAAAAAAAAAUUCUAUUGAAAAUGUAUUAUUCCCAUAAUAAGAUGAGCUCUUAGAGCAAUAAGAUAUUGAAAACGACUAAGAUGUCUCUUCAAAUGAUUAAGAAAAUGCUGAUUAGUUUUAAGAAGAUGUAGCUUCAAAAUAUGGGGUUAUUUAGUCAACAUUUCAUGAUGGAGUUUUUGAAAAAUAAAAUAAAAAAAUACUUUAAUCAUAAAAAUGA
Tetrahymena thermophila SB210 is the source of this 606-nucleotide messenger RNA. RefSeq lists its product as hypothetical. The record is from RefSeq and is a predicted model, not a curated record. Lineage: Eukaryota; Ciliophora; Oligohymenophorea; Hymenostomatida; Tetrahymenidae. The transcript is spliced from 2 exons.